Messenger RNA from Molossus molossus (Pallas's mastiff bat), 2609 nucleotides. It is a transcript of the gene SPRTN, whose product is annotated as SprT-like N-terminal domain. The transcript has 5 exons. The coding region runs from base 337 to 1758 and encodes 473 amino acids. Gene Ontology annotation, molecular function: single-stranded DNA binding; metalloendopeptidase activity; polyubiquitin modification-dependent protein binding. Gene Ontology annotation, cellular component: nucleus. Lineage: Eukaryota; Metazoa; Chordata; Mammalia; Chiroptera; Molossidae. The record is from RefSeq and is a predicted model, not a curated record. Gene Ontology annotation, biological process: DNA repair.
UAUGGGAGUAUCGUGAAGGUGGUAGCUGCUUCCUGAAACCUUACUUGGGCCGGAAUUCAGGGAACCCAAGUUUUAAGCCCACCAGGAGGUGUCAUGCUGAGUUCUUUUUCUUAAGCUUAAGAACUUGGUUUCGGCGUUUGGGGCAAGCUCAGUUCUUGUUCUUGAGCCUGUUUUCCCUGAGGUCUCGCGAGAUCCUCAGGCUGAGCCGAGAGCGCCCCAACAGCCGGUGUCUCGUAGGAGCUCUACCGGGCACCCAGAGCCUCAGCGACCUGAAGUCGCGGUUGCGCCCGGGCGCAGGCCUAACGCCGGCGGACCCCGCCCGGGACCCUGGCAGCGAUGGACGAGGACCUGGUUUUGGCACUGCGGCUUCAGGAGGAGUGGAACUUAACGGUCCCAGAGCGCGCUCGGGCCCAGGAGCCCCUGUCACUGGUGGACGCGUCCUGGGAGUUGGUGGAUCCCACCCCGGAUUUACAGGCCCUGUUUGUGCAGUUCAACGAUCGGUUCUUCUGGGGCCAGCUGGAGGCCGUCGAGGUGAAGUGGAGCAAGAGAAUGACCCUGUGUGCUGGGAUAUGCACCUAUGAAGGGAAGGGUGGAAUGUGUUCCAUCCGUCUCAGUGAACCCCUUUUAAAGUUGAGACCAAGAAAGGAUCUUGUGGAGACCCUCUUGCAUGAAAUGAUACACGCCUAUUUAUUUGUCACUAAUAAUGACAAAGACCGGGAAGGGCAUGGUCCCGAGUUUUGUAAGCACAUGCAUCGAAUCAAUCGCCUGACUGGAGCCAACAUAACGAUUUACCAUACCUUCCAUGAUGAGGUGGAUGAGUACCGGCGACACUGGUGGCGCUGCAAUGGGCCGUGUCAGUUCAGAAAACCCUACUACGGCUAUGUUAAGCGUGCGACCAACAGGGCCCCCUCUGCUAAUGACUAUUGGUGGGCUGAGCACCAGAACACCUGUGGAGGCACGUACAUAAAAAUCAAGGAACCAGAGAACUACUCAAAAAAAGGCAAAGGAAAGACAAAACUGGCAGCAGCAGAGAAAAAAGAUAAACCUAACGGAGUUGUCCCAUUUAGUGGGAAAGGACAUGUUCUAGGAGAAAGUUCACCUUCAUCUGGGAAGUUGAAAACCCAAGAUCUUUUAAGUCAAGAUCAUUCAGCAAAAGGUGUAAGACUGAAUUCUAAAAUUGAGGUGAAAUUUGAACAGAAUGGUUCAAGGAAAAAAACUUCUCUAGUCUCUCCUGUUCUUAAUACCAGUCACCAAAAUGUUUUAAGUAACUACUUUCCUAGAGCAUCAGUUGCCAAUCAAAAGGCUUUCAGAAAUGUGACUGGAUCUCCAAAAAACAGCACAGAAAUUGGUGACAUCAAUAAAAACUCCCUCUCUUCUAGUUCUCCAAGAAGGACUUCGUCUUCUAAGAUCGCCCUGAGAAAUUCUUUAAAAGCAAUAGAAUCAACAUCUGUGACUGCAUCCCAGAAUGCAGGUGGGUCUGAAUAUGAAUUCCCAAGUAAACGACGCAGACUGGAAGACAAGACUGUUUUUGACAAUUUUUUCAUCCAGAAAGAGAAAACACAAAGUGGUGGUAACGAUCUAAAAUGUAGUUCACUUCCUGUGGCUGCAACUCAGAAUUCCAGCAGUUCAUCCGGUCAGAGCAAAAUGGUUAAUUGUCCUGUUUGUAAGAAUGAAGUUUUAGAGUCUCAGAUUAAUGAGCACUUAGAUUUGUGCCUUGAAGAUGAUAGCAUCAAAGUCAAAAGCGGAAAAAAUCUUUGAAAAGAAAAUGGGUCUCACAUACAACCAGUGCUACCUCACCAACAGAGUUUCAGUCACUCAGGAAGUUCUGGUUAGUACUGAGACUUGUAGUUACAAUCUAGUUCAUGUAACCAAUACAGAUGUGUUUUAUAUGCAUAUAAGACAUUGUAAUUUAAAACACUUGUCUGAAGGCGCCAUAUUUAUAUUCACUCUUGCUUUGCAUACGGUAGCCCAGUUUGUUCUGCAUGUUCACGUGCAUAAUUUUCAGAUGCUUUUGUUCUUUCUGGCUCUUAAAUGUUUUUAGAUCUGUUCAUCUUUUUAUUUGCAUACUUUCCUAAAACUGUUUAAUGAGGAGUUAAAUAUUUGGUUAUUAAUAUUAAAACUCGUUCCCAGUACUGUUAAUAUUUAUAGUGUCAGGCAUAGUAACCAAAAACACAAUGUAGAAUACAAAGUAUGUUAGUUGUUAGGGUACUCAAGGUAUUUUUAAAUGUUUUAACUUUAUCCUCCCAAAUCUUAACAGGAAAUAUAUUUUAUAUAUUUGAAAGAAUUUUAUUUCUGUUUUACUUUGGUGGCAGCAGAUUUUAGGUUAAAGUAGAUAGAGUAUAGUAAAACAAAUUUCUUUUGACAUAUUACUAGUAACAAAUAGCCACUAAUAAUUUUGUAGGCCAGAGUUUUAGUUUUCUCAAAAUUUAGCAAAAUGAGUGGCUAAAAUUUGGUGCUAAGUAACUAAUAUAUAUAAUCUAGCAGAGUUGCCUAGUUUCUGUAACAGUGGAACAUUAUCUGAAAACGGUAUUGUGACCUUUUAAACCAAAGUUGAAACCAUUAUAAUAAAAAGAAUACUAUUUGUUCAUUUAAAACUAUUUUAAAAUUCU